AUGCCGGGCAUCAAUUCAAACGCGUCGCGAUGCGAGAGCUGGGAGAUGGAGGAAUAUGACCACUAUCAGCAUUAUUUCUACGACGACCAUAACCCGGACGAGGAUUUCUUUAAGUCUACGGCACCGAGCGAGGACAUUUGGAAGAAAUUCGAGCUGGUGCCAACCCCGCCCAUGUCGCCUAUCAGGACACUAGAAAGUACCGGUGGAGUAAAGUAUCCAUCGCUAGGGGACAAACUAGAGUGGGUGUCCCAGUUUUUGGGCCAGGACGAGGAGCAGGAGGGACACUGUAAACUCAACGCGGAUGAGAAUUUUGGAAACCUAAGCUCCAUUAUCAUCCAGGACUGCAUGUGGAGCAGUUUCUCGGCCAGUCAGCAGCUGGAGAAAGUUGUCAGUGAGCGGCUAUCUUACACGGGCCAGUCGAAACUUCCCCUCGCACUACAAAGUGGCUCUACCCACUCCAGCAAAGCGCAGUGCGUCCCCGUGGACGCGCCUGUUCUCAACAGCUUGGCGACAGAUUGUGUGGACCCGGCGGCUGUCCUUACCUUCCCCCUCAGUAGCAGCUGCAAGAAGCAGGUGUCUUCGGGGUCAGAGUCUCGCACCGACUCAUCUGAUGAUGAGGAGAUUGACGUGGUGACGGUGGAACACAAGCAGAACAAGCCGAGACUGGUGAGCGCCCGCAAGCCUGUCACCAUCACGGUCCGCGCUGAUCCGUAUGAUCCCUGCAUGAAGCGUUUUCACAUCUCAAUCCACCAGCAACAGCAUAACUAUGCGGCCCCCUCCCCAGACAGCUACCUCGAGCCGGAGCCCCCACGCAAGAAGGUACGACAGGAGCCGCUGCAGCCACGACCUGGAUCCACUCCCCAGACCCCCGAGAGUAAACCCAACGUGGCUACCCCCAUGGCCCCCGCCGUUUCUCCAACCAUGGCCGCCCCCUCUCACCACUGUCCCAAAUCCCAGCCCGCCAGUCCGCAGAGCUCAGACUGUGAGGACACGGACAAACGCAAGACCCACAACUUCUUGGAGCGGAAGAGACGCAACGACCUACGCUCUCGCUUCUUGGCGUUGCGUGACGAAAUCCCGGGCCUCGUUGACUGUCCAAAGACACCCAAAGUUGUGAUUCUUACCAAGGCGACAGAGUAUCUGCGCCUGUUGCACGCCAGCGACAAGCAAAAGGCACAAGAGAAGAAGCAACUCAAGAGCCGACAGCAGCAGCUGCUGCGGAGAUUAGCGGACCUAAAGCGCACCUAAAGACAGGCAAA
Chanos chanos (milkfish) is the source of this 1259-nucleotide messenger RNA. It is a transcript of the gene myclb, whose product is annotated as MYCL proto-oncogene, bHLH transcription factor b. Lineage: Eukaryota; Metazoa; Chordata; Actinopteri; Gonorynchiformes; Chanidae. The record is from RefSeq and is a predicted model, not a curated record. Gene Ontology annotation, molecular function: protein dimerization activity; DNA-binding transcription factor activity. The transcript is spliced from 2 exons. Gene Ontology annotation, biological process: regulation of DNA-templated transcription. Bases 1 to 1248 code for a protein of 415 amino acids.